AUGUAAACUCAAUAAUUUGGAAGUGAUGCAAAAGCAUAUAAAGAGUAGGCAUAAUAAAGAAAAUAAUAAAAAAUUGAAAAGUUAUGGAAUGAAAUUGAAAAAAAUCCAGAAUUGAGUCCUGUAUUUAUUAGUAUUUGAUUCUAGCAAUUUCUAUUAUUGAAAAAAAAAAUAAAAAAUUCUCAUAAGAAAAGAGAAGAAACUUCUGGAAUGAUUUUAAGUAUGAAAGAAGAAUAUAAUCAAUUAAAAGCAGAUAUUAAAGAGUUUCUAAAAAAAUAAAACAAAAUAAAGUCAGUGAACAAUCCUGCUAAUAAUAAAUGA
Messenger RNA from Paramecium primaurelia, 318 nucleotides. Lineage: Eukaryota; Ciliophora; Oligohymenophorea; Peniculida; Parameciidae. The record is from the annotation of a GenBank genome assembly.